AUGCGAAAGCAAAAAGCCGAGCUGGUUAAGAACCUUAUGAUGGAAGCUUGGAACGAUGUCAAGUCAAAGGCGGGAGCAGUAACAACAGAACAUGAUACUGAAGUUGAGCGAAAACGAAUAUCUUAUCAUGAUAAAGCUAAAGACGACUGUCUUAGGCUGCCGCAAUUACCAGCGAAAAUGCAAACUGCUAAGCAAUGUGCAGCGGAAAAUGGUAUUCGUGUUGGUUUUGCCACGAUGACACUGAGGAUCACGUUUUCGAUCGCAACACGACCGAUUCUACAAAUUUACACGCCUUUCGAGAAGAACAAUACCGGUAUUUAUCCAAUCGUAAACAUGCCGACACUAACCGACGAGGAACAGGAGUUGAUUCAGAACGACCGCGAGGCGAAUCCAGGCUGUUUCUACUCGACGGCUUUGUCACAAUCGUGCAGGUCUAUUAACGGUGAUAGCAAGUGUGAGAUUAUCAAGAAAAUAUUUCGUCAAUGUCCGAAUUCUCGCAAGGAACUUAUUUCCAACCGUAAAGAGAUUACAGAGGACGAACAUGGCGGCGAAGCGACUGACGAGGACUUUUUCAAUCGGGAGAGGAUGGAUCCACGUAGAGGCGGUGAACCGGGAUUUGGCACAUUUUUCCAGCAACGAGGAGACGAUUUUGAAGCCCAGAUGAGUCCAUUUGACUUUCUCCGCCAAGAAAUGCUGCGUCCGUUUGAGGAGUUUUUUGGUGGCGGGAUCUUGGGUCGCGGCGCACUGAACCCGUUUGAAGGCCUAGAAGAAGGAGAGUUUGAGCGGACGCCGAUACCACCGCUCACGCCACAUCGACCUUCUCGACAGACACCUUCUAAUCCUCCACACUACUCUUUCCAUCCAUCUCAAGGAAACGACUCGAAUGAAGCGGAUGCCCAAGCACGCGCACGAGAGAAAAGCGACAUGUUUGCAGGGUUUUCAGGCCGAGUGGAAGAAAUCUAG
This is a messenger RNA of Peronospora belbahrii, 963 nucleotides long. The record is from the annotation of a GenBank genome assembly. Lineage: Eukaryota; Oomycota; Peronosporomycetes; Peronosporales; Peronosporaceae.